AUGUCUGAUAUAGACUGGGCCAAACUGGCCCAGUACCCCUUCUUCAUUGAUCGAAAGCAUCCAACAUCAACACAAUGCGACGAUAUCGCAGAAUCCAUCACAGGCGCUACGCAGAUCAAAUCAGUAGACAGCCUCAGUGAAAUGUCCUACUCUGUUAUCUGCAACAACUGUUCCUCGCUUCCACUAGACCGCGUUGUGGUAUUCCGAGAGAAUAAUUCCAAGGCGGAACUUAUCGACUACAUAGUCAAGCUUGCGAAAGAUACUUUUGGGCCCUUGGCGCCUGAGUCAACCUACUAUGGUAAGUUGGCGAGGGCGAAGCCGUCACUCUCGAUCUAUACUAUGCCUUGUCAGCCUGGGAUAUCUCUUCUCGGUGCCUUACGGUGCUCGGUAGAGUUAUCUCGACAGCAAAAAGCAAAACAAGCCAGUUUUAUUCGUGAUCUUGCUAGGUUCUUCGCUUUAUCUUGGUCCAACAAACAACCUAUGAAACCGCAAGAGCUGCUCUACAUACGGCAAACAGGUAUCCGCCACCAACUACGCCAAUUCAAGCAAUUUGCUCCCUCUAUUUUACCGACUCACAUGGUCGAUGGACUCAUCGGUCUGCUCCCUACGCUUUUCAGUGAAGAGUACGGUCUCGUAUUGACGAAUGGGAAUUUAUCACUUACGAAUAUCCGAGUUGAUGAAGCGACCUACGAGAUUACUGGUAUCGUUGACUGGUCCCUCGCUAAGGUCUUGCCAUUCGGUAUGGAUUUGGAUAUUCUUUGGCUUACAACAGGGUAUAUGGGGUUGAGACAAUGGAAAAAUUAUGAGUGUAAAGCGUUCUUUCUGAAGUGUUUUUGGGAUGAGUUCUGGACGAGCGUGGUGCUUGAGCCGCAUGUUGAUCGGAUGAGAAUGAGGUUUUUGGCGGAGCAGGCUGCUAAAAUUGGGGCUUUGUUGAGGUAUGGGUUUGUUAGACGGAAAGAUGGGACAUCGGAUAGUGUUGUUUCGGUUUCUGAUCGGGAUGGUAGACAGCUUAGGGCGUGGUUUGGGGUUAAUGCAUAG
Molecule: messenger RNA, 1038 nt
Organism: Penicillium angulare
Lineage: Eukaryota; Fungi; Ascomycota; Eurotiomycetes; Eurotiales; Aspergillaceae
Exons: 2
Coding region: 1-1038 (345 amino acids)
Source: RefSeq, a predicted model, not a curated record